Molecule: messenger RNA, 2202 nt
Organism: Alternaria hordeiaustralica
Lineage: Eukaryota; Fungi; Ascomycota; Dothideomycetes; Pleosporales; Pleosporaceae
Exons: 4
Coding region: 1-2202 (733 amino acids)
Source: RefSeq, a predicted model, not a curated record
AUGGCUAGCAUCGCUGGUGCCGACACAAUCACACUAUCUGUUGGCAAUCUCUCCCAAUACUCCGUCUCACUCAGCACUACACCUAGUCUGAGUGGUUCUCGUGCCAUGUUCACUGAGCCUGCCAAUCAUGAUGGCGUCGACAUGGUCAUCUCAGAUGAGUUGCGCACCAGCAUCAAUGAGGCUCUGAACAGCCACUGCACUACGAUCGAUAGUGUAUGUUUCGACAGUAUUAAGAGCCUUUUGUUCAACCGUGACACCAAUCUGGAAGCAAGACAGCUCACUGCUGGGGAGAUGGCACUUGCCGCCAUCCCUCUUAUCGCAUUGUUGUUUCCGAUCAUCCAGCAAGCAGCCGACCCUACGCAAGCAAUGUCACAACGACCAGGAGCGACCUCUAUGCUCCACAUUCCGGCUACACAACUAAGUUCUGCAGCAUCAGUAGCGCAGUCAUCUACCUUUGCUUACGUCACGGAGUCCGCUGUUUCAGCCUUACUCAUCACCCCGACGCCGGACGUUGUCACGACUACUCAGUCUGAUGCACCACGCCAAACCACCCUGACCGAGUCAAAAGAUGGUCACUCAACCGGCGACGUGGCCCUCUUUCUCUCCGCUGAUCUAGCCGCCCGCCUUAACAGCAUGAUAAACAUCAGUAAACAGUGCGCGGCUGGUGCAGAGUUCUCUGGAUCGAACAAACGCAAGCUUCGCAGUCGAGAUGUUGAAGAUCAGCUUGGAGAAGUCGUCUGCGCAGCACGGGAGAUCGUUCUCAACGCCGGUCCCAGUGGCCCCUUCGCAGAGCUGGGUCUACUGGAAGGACAGGAACCGAUAUGGACGAAUCCAGACGUACAGCAAGCGAUGCUUGGGGUACUGGACUUCGCCGCAGACUUGGCGGUAUAUCUAGCUCAACCCCGGCAGGCCAUGAUAAUUAUUGGCGCCGCGUCUUUCCUGCUGGCCUACAACGCCAUUGUCCUUAUGAUGCCUCCGUCGGUAACGAACUAUUGGUCCAAGACCGAGCUGGACGGUACCGCGACAGCAUCCAUCGGCUCCAUGACAACAACAGCUACAUCUACCAUGUCAUCGGCGUCUAAGAACACUUUCGCCUUCUGUCUACCCAAUGAAGAUACGAAGUUUCCCGUCGACGCGUUCAACAAAACCUACACCAAGUUUUGCGAAAAGGCCGAUGGUUCCAAGGAAGAUGUCACCUGGAUGGUCAACUCCCUCGGAGAGCAGUCGCAACUUCAACGCCGGCGCUUCUGGAGACGCGAGACCUCUGAAGAGCACGAUGAAUACAAGUUCGCUCUUUGGUGGCGACCUAACACUGGAGACAAUGCUACUGAGUGCGCCGUGUCAUGUCAGGAAUCUUUCCAAGCCCUGAAUGAUAACGAUUCAUGUAAAGUAGGUGACGAUAAGAAGUUCCUGGCAGGGAGUGGGGCCAUCGAUAUCGGCUGUGGUACAUAUUCCUUUGCUGCCCAUCAUCAGAUUCAGUCGACAGUCGAGUGCCUGAACCACCCACUCGACGCACCAAAGAACGACAAGACCGCCUCCAGUGGAGUAAGCGUCGAGUCAGCCAUCCAAACCUGGUGCAGCGACAACGACGGCCACCAAUUCAGUUCCAACUCCAUCUCCGACAACGUAUACUGGCGCUGGGGCAUCACCCAACUCGACGUGCCCGACCGACGCUCAUUUUGGCUCCGUGCAAAGCCAAACGGCAACAACCAACAAGCUUCGUUUGUGAAAGACGAAUGCGUCGCCGCACUCACCAACGGCCUGAGCACCUGCGACCCCGACUCCGACAACACCCACGGCUUCACCGCUACAGUCGGCACCAUCGACUACAGCCUCGACCUCAGCGGCGUCACGCAGCUCGACAACCCUCCCUGGAACGAACACCCAGCUUUUCCCGCUCCAGAAUUUCUGACCGCCAAGGACAGCAACAACCCCUACACAACUCAAUGUUGGGAUCCGAAAAAAUACUUUCUCAACCGUAAAAUCGCCCCAGACGACAUCGAAAAGGCGAUCAGCGCAUGGUGUAAAGAUGGCACUACGAUCGACGGAUUCGGAAACAAUGCCGACGGCUUCAUGUAUCCGCCAGAAGGCGAGGCGCCUUUCUACCCGAACGAUCAUACGCCCAUGCAUAUGCGUAUGAAUGUAGCGACGGUGAAGACGGGGGAGAAGGAACCGUAUGGGGAUAUGGAGUGGUGCGAGUAA